Messenger RNA from Lecanosticta acicola, 1092 nucleotides. The record is from the annotation of a GenBank genome assembly. NCBI's taxonomy places the organism in Eukaryota, Fungi, Ascomycota, Dothideomycetes, Mycosphaerellales, Mycosphaerellaceae.
AUGGGCCUCGUCGACUAUUCCGACUCGGAUGACGACCACGACCACGACCACGACCACGACCACGACCACGACCACGACCACGACCACGACCAAGACCAGCCCGACAACAGUCCACGCCCUCCGCCCGCCACGAAGAGACGGCUGUCAGGGGCCGAGACAUCAUCGACACUGCCUCCUCUGCCCGCCGCUUUCCGCGAUCUGUAUUCUUCCACUGUUCGUACCGCUACCCAAGAUGACCCGUCUCUUCAUGCUGGGCGCAAGAGGGUGAUUCCGCAUGUCGUGGGCAAUUGGCCAACCCAUGUCUAUCUCGAGUGUAAGGAGUGAAUCUCUUCCUCUCUCUCCCUCCCUCUCUCUCUCCUAUCAUUUUCUUCGCAUCGGGAGAGCUAAUCAACAGGAGGGUCCCCCAACAAACCGGAAUCUCAGCUCUUGGCCAACUUGGUCGCGCAAGUCAGACAAUCCUUCACGGCAGCGGGGGCACAUAGUACAGUCAACGCCCUUCGUAGUUUGCUGGAGAACGACCUCGGAGUUCAGCUGCCAUUACACGUUUCCUUAUCCAGGCCCUUGGCAUUGAAGACGGUCCAAAAGGACCGCUUUCUUCCUCAGAUACAAUCAGCUAUUGCCGCAACUAGCGUACGCACCUUCACCGUGAGACCUCUCGACUUGAUGUGGCACGCCAACGAAGACCGCACCCGCUGGUUCCUAGUACUUCGCUUGCGCCGGCCAGAGGGAGAUGAGUUGCGAAACUUGCUGAAGGCUUGCAACGAUCUUGCAGACCGCUUCAAGCAGCCAUUGCUUUACCAGCCCGACCAAGAGACCACCGCGAAAAGCAUGCGACAAUACGAUGGACCAACUCACGACAGCUUCCAUAUUAGUAUUGCCUGGUCCCUCCAUUCACACCUCGCCGAGGAGUACAAGCCGACCGGAACAAUGGAGCAACGAUUGCCCGCAGAAUCACUUGAUACCUUGAGCAAGUUGGAGAUUCCCUUCAAUGAGGUGAAGGUGCGGAUAGGUCAAGAUGUGUACUCUCACGCAUUGCCAAAGGCCAGAGGUAAGAAAGGAGUCGACAGCUCCACCCAGGAAGCCGACAAGUAG